UCAAAGAAAUUUUAGAUGAGUGUUGAGCCACUUCCUUAUAAAGUCCCUUAGGAGUUUUGAAGUUGUAGAUCUAAGCUCCUCUUCCAUUAUCCUCUUAAAUUUUUCUCCUCUUAAAUAUUAUAAACAUAAAUAGAUAUGGAGGGGAUUCGCCAGGCUGCUGUAGCUUAUUAUGAACAUCUGCCUGAGGAGAAGAAGAAAUCGGCCGAGGACAGUUUCAAAGCCAUGGACAAGAACGGAGACGGGAAAAUUAGCCUACGUGAAUACGUGGACUAUCUCACGAACUCUAACAACGCUGUUUUUACUCAUCCGAAAAUCUUUAGAGCUCUAGACAAGGACAACAAUGGAAGCUUGGAUUUUGGGGAAACAAUCGUCUUGUACUACAUCUUGUUUAGCCGUAGAGCUCUAUUUUGCAAGUGUUGUGAUACGUUCUUGGCAGACGUGUACUUCAGCUGCUUUCAAUGUUUCUGUCUUGAUGAGUCAACUAGCACCUAUGAUCUUUGUUGUGCUUGUUAUGGUGGAAAACGGUUCACUCACCACGAUGAUGCCAUCUUCUGGGAUAACUAUACUUUACUAAGUCAAAGCAGGAGCUUGGCACUAAAAGCUCCCGAACAGAACCGAAGAAAUGUGCUUAAAAAAAUUGCAAUGAUAGUGCAAGUUACAGGCAUAGUUGUUGGUAGCGCUGCUCUUGCAUCAUCCUCUAGCUGCAGCAUUAUGUGAAAGAACGAAUGAUGCCUUUUAUUAUCACCGUGUUUAUAUAAGAGAAUAAAGAAUGUUGAAGAGUGUAUUUGUGAAUAUUAUGUGUUUCAUCUGGACUAGUGAGAGUGUUGAAUUGUUAUUUGUGGUUAUUAAAUUUGUUGUGCCGUUGCUUGUGAUUUCUGAAA
Messenger RNA from Populus nigra (black poplar), 881 nucleotides. RefSeq lists its product as uncharacterized. NCBI's taxonomy places the organism in Eukaryota, Viridiplantae, Streptophyta, Magnoliopsida, Malpighiales, Salicaceae. Gene Ontology annotation, molecular function: calcium ion binding. The transcript is spliced from 2 exons. The record is from RefSeq and is a predicted model, not a curated record. Bases 136 to 717 code for a protein of 193 amino acids.